AUGGGUGACAUCAAACGCUUACUCAUCCUAUCAAUCAUCUUGCUCCUGUUCUUGUCUCAGUCCCUUCUUUUGUGUUCAGGUCACGGCGACGACGAAGCUGGUGUAACGAGGAAGCUCGGAGUUUUCAUAAGGAAAAGGGCAAGGUACACAAGACCUCGCACCACCACAUCUGCUUCGGCAACACUUGCGUCAGGCUCCUUCCAUGUGAUCGCUUGA
Messenger RNA from Arabis nemorensis, 216 nucleotides. NCBI's taxonomy places the organism in Eukaryota, Viridiplantae, Streptophyta, Magnoliopsida, Brassicales, Brassicaceae. The record is from the annotation of a GenBank genome assembly.